AUGUCUGCUCACAAUGGGCUCUCUGCUCAGAUAUCCGCCCAUUUAGCCACGAAGUCACUCCACCCUACUCCUCAAUGGCUCUCCUCCCUCAUUCCAACCAUCCGCGCCAACACUCCCCUCCCGGCCCUUCAACGGACGGCAGAGUUCCGCCUUCUCAGCACCGAUAUCACCUCCACUUUGCAGUCUAGCUCUUCCUCCACCUUCUCAGCUGGAAUAUCCGACCCCAACGUCAAAGACCUACGCAUUCCGGGUCCAGUGCCCGUCCAGGUGCUCGACAUCGAGGACGUGGGACGCAGCCGGUGGAGCCAGGUCGAAGCGAUGGAGAUGGAAGAACGAGGAGAGACGAGGAAGGGACAUGAGGUCAUCCGAGUAGUGGCAGAAGAUGAUCAGGACAACAGUGAUUCGAAUCCGCCUGCAGCUACUGGAGGUGGACCGCACAAAUUGUUGGUGCAGGAUGCCAAGGGAACAAAAGUCUACGCCUUCGAGUUGGAGAACGUGGAAGGCGUGAGCGUGGGCGGUCUGGCCAUUGGGGCGAAGAUGGUGUUGAAAGACAUCACGGUGUCAAGGGGUGUGGUUCUGCUUCGUGCCAGAGGGGCCCAGGUGCUGGGUGGGAAGGUGGAUGCUUGGGAUAAGAAGUGGAGAGAGGAGAGGAAGGCAAAGCUGAAAGAGAAGGCUGGAUGGCGAGAUGAUGGUAAUGGUUGA
This is a messenger RNA of Lecanosticta acicola, 702 nucleotides long. The record is from the annotation of a GenBank genome assembly. Lineage: Eukaryota; Fungi; Ascomycota; Dothideomycetes; Mycosphaerellales; Mycosphaerellaceae.